Saccharomyces kudriavzevii IFO 1802 is the source of this 1041-nucleotide messenger RNA. RefSeq names its product Nej1p (gene NEJ1). The transcript has a single exon. Lineage: Eukaryota; Fungi; Ascomycota; Saccharomycetes; Saccharomycetales; Saccharomycetaceae. The record is from RefSeq and is a predicted model, not a curated record. Bases 1 to 1041 code for a protein of 346 amino acids. Gene Ontology annotation, biological process: double-strand break repair. Gene Ontology annotation, cellular component: nucleus.
AUGAAUCCUGAACCCGUACGACAGCAACUAAACCAUUCAGAAUGGUUUGUGGGAAAUGUCGAUGGUGAGGAAAAUCAUUUGGUAACGUUUUUACCCAUCUCAUCUUCAACCAUCAUUUUUACGGUUGUCUUAGUUUCGUUAAACGAUUUCGUCCCCCAUGUCUUCGAACUCACUCAAACGCAACUAAUCCAGCAAUGUCAAAAUCAAGGUUUCACAGAUAAUACAUCGUCGAACCAAAUUAAACUAAAAUUAAUGGAUAUUCUACAGUCUCCCAAAAAAAUUAGCCAGUUCAAAUUAGUGGAUUCAAAUUUGAAAUUCAGUUUCAAGGUAUCUGCGAAACUUACAGUUUCUAUGAAUAGUGAGCCUACUCAUGUUACUCAUGAAACCUGCUUUACGAUCUUGCAGGAUUUAAGCUCAGUGUUAUUAAGAUUGGUAAAUGUUUCCGCCCAAUACCAAAAUAUCCAACGGGAUGUUCUAAACGAAAAGCAAAAAUGUCUAGAUUUUCUCUUAAGAUCAGUCAAUGAUCUAGAUGGCGGAAAAAAAAUUAUUAGCCAGUGGGCUCCUGAAAAUUCUAAGAAUUAUGAAUCUUUACAGCCAAGCACAGAGAAUGAUAUAGCAAAAAAUCUAUUCAAUAAAGGGAACAUUUACCUCCAGAACUCGUUGAUAGAUUCAUUAAAAGUUCUAUUAUCCCUGCAGGAGAAAAUACCUGUCGUAUCUCAGCCUGAAGAAUAUAAAGAACGUGUUGUAUUUCCCGCAAUAAAUAAAGUUUAUGAUGAUGAUUUUGAGUUGCAAGUAAAGCCUAUAAAAACAGCCCAGUCAAAUAGUCACCCCAGUGUUAAAUCUGAGGUGAGCUCCAAGGCAAGCAUUACAAAAAAAAGUGCUAAGUUGCUACCUGAUGUAGGAAAUAUUUCUGGAUCCGAGUCUACACCCCCGGAAAGGACAAACUCGGUUUCAACUACGCCUUCAACUUCUUCUUCAGUGGAAGAUUACCCUCGAAAGAAAAGAAAAUUUGGGAAGAUCAAAAUUAAAAACAAAAACUGA